AUGGUAUUUUUGAGUCUUCUUUUUGUGUUUUUGGUCAUCACCGUGGGGCAGCAAGUGACAAACACAAUUGCGAACCGGUACGAAACACAAAACAUUGAAAUUGAUGGUAAAAUUAUACAGACAACGAACCCAAACAAAGUUCCACUUUGGAAACGAAUUCAAAAUGAAGAAACUGAAGAGAUCAAACAAAAAAAACUUGCGCUUGAGAAAAUUGCGAAGGAGAAAGAGGAGAUCCAAAAACAGUUUGACAAAAAAGUAAACAGACAGCUUCGGAAGAGCAAAAAGCACCUCGACGAGCUUGCGCUUUUUAAGAUCAAAAACGCAGAAGAAGGGAAAAAGGAAGUGAAAAUUGAAAAGGUCAAUGUGGACAAACUCGCGCUUGACAAAACAACACUCAAUUUCGACCUGCCGAAACAUUACAAAGAUGCGAAAUGCAAACCUGUUGUUAGAUUAGUGCAAACGAGCAAGACAGAGCCGACAAGACAAACUGUAGAAGUUGAUGUUUUCGAAGAGAGAGCGAAACAGAAUAACGCAAAGAGACUCAUGAGAGCUGCGGAUGAUCUUGUCCGAAACGCGGAUUUGGAGUACAAUUAUUAG
Messenger RNA from Entamoeba invadens IP1, 597 nucleotides. RefSeq lists its product as hypothetical. The record is from RefSeq and is a predicted model, not a curated record. The transcript has 2 exons. NCBI's taxonomy places the organism in Eukaryota, Evosea, Mastigamoebida, Endamoebidae. The coding region runs from base 1 to 597 and encodes 198 amino acids.